Molecule: messenger RNA, 595 nt
Organism: Anoplophora glabripennis (Asian longhorned beetle)
Lineage: Eukaryota; Metazoa; Arthropoda; Insecta; Coleoptera; Cerambycidae
Gene: RpS13
Product: 40S ribosomal protein S13
Exons: 3
Coding region: 92-547 (151 amino acids)
Biological process (GO): translation
Cellular component (GO): nucleolus; cytosolic small ribosomal subunit; ribosome
Molecular function (GO): small ribosomal subunit rRNA binding; structural constituent of ribosome
Source: RefSeq, a predicted model, not a curated record
UCGAGGACAUUUCGUAGCAUCCGUAGCAAUCCGUUCUUUUCGACGUAGCUGGAGUUUUCUGUUGUCCGUUUGACACGAAAAUAACUCAAAAAUGGGUCGUAUGCACGCUCCUGGAAAAGGCAUUGCCCAAUCGGCUUUGCCUUAUAGACGUAGCGUUCCUACAUGGCUAAAAGUAACCCCUGAAGAGGUGAAAGAUCAUAUUUACAAAUUGGGCAAGAAAGGUUUAACUCCAUCACAGAUCGGUGUAAUUCUAAGAGAUUCCUAUGGAGUAGCACAAGUAAGGUUUGUCAGUGGCAACAAAAUCUUACGUAUUAUGAAAGCAAUGGGUUUGGCACCUGAUCUACCCGAAGAUUUGUACUACCUUAUCAAGAAGGCAGUAGCUAUCCGCAAACAUUUAGAACGUAACAGGAAAGACAAGGACUCUAAAUUCCGUUUGAUUUUGGUAGAGUCUCGUAUUCACCGUCUAGCCAGGUACUACAAAACUAAGAGCGUACUUGCACCUAACUGGAAAUACGAGUCUAGCACAGCCUCUGCUCUGGUUGCUUAAGUUAGAUUGUAUUUUGUUUAUAAAUUCAAUAAAAAUGUUUAAAAGGUC